Molecule: messenger RNA, 879 nt
Organism: Eruca vesicaria subsp. sativa (arugula)
Lineage: Eukaryota; Viridiplantae; Streptophyta; Magnoliopsida; Brassicales; Brassicaceae
Source: the annotation of a GenBank genome assembly
UUGGUAUCGAGGUCUUGUGAUCUCCCAAGUAUUCAGAACAGAACAGAACCCUAAAGUGUUUCUUUCCCCUGCCUGUCUCUGCAUCUCUGACGAUGGAAUUCAAUACCGCCGACGUGGAAAGGUUUCUUCUGUUCGACCAUGUUCGCAAAGCUUGCGAGGCUCAGUUCGCUAAGAAUCCUCUCGAUUCCGAUAAUUUACUCAAGUGGGCUGGUUCAUUGAUUGAACUUGCUCAGUUCCAGACUAUUCCCGACGCGAAUGUGAUGUUAAAUGAUGCUAUUUCCAAGUUGGAAGAUGUAUUGACAUGGAAUCCAAGGAAGCAUCAGGCUCUUUGUUGUCUUGGCAAUGCCUACACUACCCAAGCUUUUCUUCAUCCUGAUGCUGAUGUUGCUAAGGGUCAUUUCGAUAAAGCCGCUGAAUAUCUUCAAAGAGCUGAAAAUGAAGAUCCAGGAAAUGAGAUAUAUCGCAAGGCUUUGGAUGAUGCACUAAGGGGCCCAGAAAUGCUAAUGCAGCUAAAGCAGGAUGAAAUGAUGCAGCAAGCACUAGCUGGAGGAGGAGGAGGAGGAAAUGCUAACGGUGGUAAGACUAAUAAGAAGAGGAAGAAGAACAAUGACUUCACGUACGAUGUAUGUGGUUGGAUGAUUCUGGCCUGUGGGAUUGUUGCUUGGGUUAGCAUGGCAAAAUCCCUUGCCCCUCCACCACCUCCUGCUAGAUAAAAGCCAUAGUAGUUUACGAGAUUAACGGUUUAUGGCUAAGGUUUUGUUUUACAGACCAGAGCGUGUACACACCUCCAUCGAAUUGCUUUCUUUACUUAAUUAUUAGGGUACUUGUUGAUUUUCGAUAGUUAUAUGCAAAUGGGAGAAUUUCGUCAGUUAUUAUAUG